CCUGACAGACAGUCUGACACCAACCUCCUCCCAGCGACGCUGCGACCUGCGUGGGAAGUCUGGGUCCGGCGAGCCGGCGAUCGAGGACCUGCGGCGGCGUCCGGUCUUCCGAUCUUCCUUGCCGGCGAUCUAAACCUCCAAGGGCAACGUAGUUGUCACCAACACCAACAGCCGAGCAGAGCAGGUGAUUGUUCCAGUUCAGGCUGCCUGCUCAUGGAAGGAGCCAUGUCAAGCUCUCCAAACUCAAGGAUUGCUCUAGUCACCGGCGGAAACAAAGGGAUCGGGCUAGAGGUGUGCAAGCAACUGGCGAGCAACGGCAUCACCGUCGUUUUGACAGCUAGGGACCAAGCUAGGGGGACGGCUGCCGUCCAGGAGCUCAAUCGUCUGGGGUUCUCUGACGUUAUUUUUCAUCAGCUAGACAUCACAGAUGCCUUGAGCAUCGCUCGGUUGGUUGACUUCCUGAAGAAUCGCUUUGAGAGGCUCGAUAUCCUGCUGAAUAAUGCCGCGAUCGGUGGAACUGAACGUCCUCCACUUUGUGGUUCGAUGCCUGUCGACAAAAAGGUGCAACAGUUCGACGGCAUGGACAAGAACCAGAGACUUGAAUGGCUGUUCAAAAACUGUCGCGAGACGUACCAAGCCACAAAGCAGUGCCUGCAGACCAACUACUACGGCACAAAGCAGGUAACAGAAGCUCUCUUGCCCCUGCUCCAGUGCUCCCCUGACGGCAGAAUCGUCAAUGUCUCCUCCAGCGUUGGGUUGCUAAGGCAAUUCAGAAACGAGGAGCUAACGCAGGAGCUGAACGACAUCGACCAGCUGACCGAGAAGAGGCUGGACGAGCUGCUGGAUAUGUUCCUCAAAGACUUUGAGGCCGGCCGAGUGCAGGUGCGCGGAUGGCCGGCCGAGUUCCCAGCGUACAAGGUGGCCAAGGCCGCCAUGAACGCCUACUCGAGGAUCCUCGCUAGGAGGCAUCCGGCGCUGUGUGUCAACUGCGCAGACCCCGGCUUCACCAGCACCGACAUGACCCUCAACACGGGUGUCCUUACGCCCGACGAAGGUGCGGGCAACAUCGUGAGGGUGGCUUUGCUGCCCGACGGCGAGCUGACCGGUGCAUACUUCCAGGAGGGCCAGCAGGCAUCGUUCCUAUGAUACUGGCCGGGCAUUUUCGAUCUUCUAGUUGUUGUGGUGGUGGUGGUCUUGUGGAUGGAAGAAUAAGUUUAUUCAGCCCUGGGCGAGUAUAUUCAUGUAGGCUUUCAAAUUCGUGUAUAAUGUCAUUUAAGAAAACUGUACAUUGCUAAAUUCAUUAGGGUACUAUUGUCAAACUAAUGUAAGGAUAAGUGCACAUGCCGCUUUUCACAA
This is a messenger RNA of Lolium rigidum, 1356 nucleotides long. Its product is annotated as (+)-neomenthol dehydrogenase-like. The record is from RefSeq and is a predicted model, not a curated record. Bases 214 to 1146 code for a protein of 310 amino acids. NCBI's taxonomy places the organism in Eukaryota, Viridiplantae, Streptophyta, Magnoliopsida, Poales, Poaceae. Gene Ontology annotation, cellular component: membrane. The transcript has 6 exons.